CAGAAUUUCAGCCAAAAUGACCAUUUUGUCACAGUCAAUAACUGCCACUGUGCAUGUAUAUAACAGAGAGAGAGAGAGAGAGAGAGAGAGAGAGAGAGAGAGAGAGGGAGAGAACAAGGACCAACGAGGAAGAUGGUGGGACCAAAGAGGCCUCAAUUCGUGUUGUUUGGUUCUUCCAUCGUUCAACACAGCUUCUAUGACCAAGGUUGGGCGGCCAUUCUUUCUCACUUGUAUGCUCGCAAGGCUAAUAGACAUAGCCACCAUGCUUGCUGAACAAUGGAACUGGAAUAACGUUCAUAUGUGGCUUUGUGGGACUAAUAAUGCAUUUUGAUGGAUUAAUUCACGAGACAUUCGCAUGGCACAGGCAGACAUAAUUUUGCGAGGAUAUGCUGGUUGGAAUUCGAGGCGUGCUCUCCAGGUUUUGGAUGACAUUUUCCCCAAGAAUGCCAGUGAGCAACCAUCACUUGUAAUUGUGUACUUUGGUGGCAAUGAUUCAGUUCUUGCGCAUCCAAGUGGCCUCGGACAACAUGUACCUCUCCAAGAAUACAUUCAAAAUAUGACCAAAAUAGCUAUCCAUCUAAAGAGCCUUUCGAAGAAGACUCGCAUUAUAUUUCUUGGUGCUCCUCCUGUCAAUGAAGCACAAAUUCUUGGAAACAGUGAUCUACUGGGUCAGCCGCUGAGGACAAAUGAAUCGUGUCGAAUAUAUUCAGAAGCCUGUUUGGAGCUGUGUCGCGAGAUGAAUCUCAAGGCCAUUGACAUCUGGUCUGCCAUCCAGAAAAGGAAAGACUGGCGAGACGUAUGCUUCAACGAUGGGAUUCAUCUGACGGCUGAGGGAAGCGAGAUAGUUGCAAGAGAGAUACUGAAGGUCCUCAAAGAAGCAGAGUGGGAACCAAGUCUGCAUUGGAAGUCAAUGCCAAUUGAGUUUGGAGAAGAUUCGCCGUAUGAUCCGGUUGCUGCAGAUGGAAAGACAACUAAAAAUGUCUCAAGGGAGCCCUUCCCUGAAAAUUUGGAUUGGGAUUAGACUUGUGGAUGCUGCUGAUUUGUGGAGGCAUCUUAAGAGAUUAUGAAGGCAGGUUCUGGGCUUGAUGGCUGGGAACUUCAUGACGAAUUCGAGAGGCGAAUGGUUGUGCAGAUCGACUGGUUUUGCAUGGUCAUGGAUUAGUUUGGAUGUUACAUUUUUAUACUCUUCCCCAUUGUAUGUCUUUAUGUUUCAAAGCUGAUGCUAUUGGCAGAGCAUUUCCUAGAUUAGUGUCGUUUCUUCCUUGGGCAUUUUGUCCUCCAGUUAAUAUCACUUCUGCUGU
Molecule: messenger RNA, 1301 nt
Organism: Arachis stenosperma
Lineage: Eukaryota; Viridiplantae; Streptophyta; Magnoliopsida; Fabales; Fabaceae
Product: GDSL esterase/lipase WDL1-like
Exons: 6
Coding region: 356-1021 (221 amino acids)
Source: RefSeq, a predicted model, not a curated record